UUAAGAUGGAAGAGACCUUAACAUGUUUACAAGCUGAGGGAAGGAGUCCCUGGGCCUAGGGAAAGGUUGACCAAAGAGCUCAUGGAGACAGGAGGGCACAAGGGGAGUGGUUGCCCCUGGGCAAGGUGAUGGACAACAGGUGCCAGCCCCACAGUGGGAAUGUGGAAGGUUACUGGAGUUCAACUCUGGUAAAUGUCAGUCAUCUGAUGAUAACCCACACCCCUGAGUGGUGAUAGGAUGGAAGGGGGCAGCGUGGGUGGAGCCAUUGUGAGGGUAUGGGAAAGGAGCUGACCAAGGUCCUGUAAAAAUGGUUUCAGAGCAGCAGUAAGGAGCUGCUGAGGUUGAAAACCUAAGGGUGUGGUGUGAUUCCCCCACCCCCACCCCCUUCAGCCAGACUUGCUAUUCUGGACGUAUGUGUGGAGGAGGCUCACCGUUGAGGAUGGGAUGCUGGGGUGAUGAACCAUUCUGUUUUUCCCGGGACCGAGGAAUUUUCUGGGACACAGAACUUUUGGUGCUAAAACUGGGAAGUCCUGGCAAAUCAGGACCAGCUGGUCACUCAGGGUGUUGCAGAGCUGGUGGCCAGGAGGCAACAUGGCAAGAGAAUUGAGGGUGCUAGCUGGCGAAAGUUUGUAGCUUAUGCUCUCAGUCCAGUCUGGGGAGAAAGGAAAGUGAGGCUAUUACUUGGUAGUAAUUUGUGAUCAUACCUUCAUUCAUUCAACAAAUAUUAAUUGAGUGCCUACUAUGAGUCAGGCACUGGGGUCCACACAGAGGAUUUAACCAGAAAGAAGACAGGAAUGCCCUCAUGGACUAUCCUUCCGUGGUGGCUAAUGUCAGUUGGUCCUCAGGACCCAUUCUCACCUCUGUCCAGAGGGCGGACAACUACAGUCUGCAUCUCCCCGACUUCUUUACAAGUAGGAUGUGACUUUAGUUCUGCUAAUUAGGUGCAUUUAGGCAAGAUUUACAAACAGCAGUGAGGUAGAGGCCAAUAGCUGGUUGCUUUUCUCCGUUUCUCUGAAGGCAAGCAUGGUGGUGAUGACUUGGGGAUGUGGGUAGCAGCGUUUAGGUGUCCAGUCACCAGGUGUGGCGUUGGUGGAGGCAGGUGUGGUGGCAGUGGGUUGCCUUCUGGUAGCUAGGUCACCGCGGGAGUUCUUGAGCUCAGUUCUCCCUGUGGCGGCCUCCUGAUUCCCCACUGAGAUACGGUCUUCGUGGGAGUCCCAGGAAUCUUUCUCAGGAGCCCAGCCAAGAGCCCCUUCCCCUAGCCCUUGCUGCAGUUUUAUAAACACCCAUAUUGAAUGUAUUUCCAUGGGAAAUACCUCAUUUCUGUUUCUAAAACCUGGCACACGUUCUAUUGGCCAAAGUUGUGGGGAUUCACUUUGGAAAUUUACAGCUGAGUUGUUUAAAUGAUCAUUGAACCCUCCCACGAGUCCCACUCGAGAAAAGAAACUGCAACUGGUCUUAGGUUUUGUGUCUCACUGUGAAGAUUGGAACAGUUUGUACCAGGAUAUGGGGGUGGAAGAGCGGGAGGCAUCGUCAUCAAGUUACAAUUUGACAGAAGAGGGCAGGGGAGUAGAAAAGGGAAAUUUUUAAAGAAUUCUAUAUACCUAUCGAUGCCAGUUAUGUCUGGCUAGAAAAGGCUUACUGUAGUAGAAUGAAAUGAAACUAAUCUAAUGAUGAUGACAUCAGGAAGACUGGGCAUUUAAAAGCAGGAAAAAAAAGAAUUGGGCUCACAUCGCCCCUCUGUCCCUCAUCCAAGUGAGGCGAAGCAAGUGACUUUGGAGGAGAACACCUCCCUUGGAAAGGAUUCUGAAAGAAAUGAAGAAGCCCAUCAGAAAUGAAGUCAGUGGCCUCAUGGCCUUCUGUUGACUGGACUGGCGUCUUGCCCCUGCAAGGCACUCUGCAGGAUGUUUGCUGAGGUCAUUCAUCAGAUUGACGAGGCGCUCGAUGAAGACGAGAGGGAGAUGCUUCUGUUUCUGUGCCGAGAUGUUGUUGCAGAUGUGUCUGCAUUUAACGUCAGGGACCUUUUGGACAGUUUAAAUGAAAGAGGAAAGCUGUCUCACAUGGGCCUGGCUGAGCUGCUCUACAGAGUGAGGCGGUUUGACCUGCUCAAGCGGAUCUUGAAGAUGGACAAAAGGGCAGUGGAGGCCUACCUGCUCGGACACCCACAUCUUGUUUCAGACUACAGGGUGCUGAUGACUGAGAUUGGUGAACAUUUGGAUAAAUCUGAUAUGUCCUCAUUAAUUUUUCUCAUGAAGGAUUAUAUGGGCCGAGGCAAGACUGCCAAGGAUAAGAGCUUCUUGGAUCUUGUGAUGGAAUUGGAGAAGCUAAAUCUGGUUGCUCCAGAUCAAUUGGAAUUAUUAGAAAAAUGUCUGAAGAACAUCCACAGAAUAGACCUGAAGACAAAAAUCCAGAAAUACAAGCAGUCUGCUCAAGGAGCAGAAACAAGUUAUGUAAAUGGCCUCCAGGCAUCUCUCCCAAACUUGAGUAUUAAGGAUCCUUCAUAUAACUUAAGGGUGAGUCUGGAGCAAAUGUGUGGAAUCCCAGCAUGAAAAAGCUUCAGAAAUUUAAUUAAAAAAUAUAUAUUCUUACACUAUGUACUCUACUUAACACUUGAAAAAAUUGUGGUAGAAAUGUGCCUGUGUUUAUAAAACAUACAUGUGUAACAACUUAUUCCCAAUCUUUUGUUUGGACAAAAAAUAAUUCCAAAUAAAUACAUUUGUAUUUAC
Myotis brandtii (Brandt's bat) is the source of this 2723-nucleotide messenger RNA. RefSeq names its product CASP8 and FADD-like apoptosis regulator (gene CFLAR). The transcript is spliced from 5 exons. Gene Ontology annotation, biological process: negative regulation of extrinsic apoptotic signaling pathway via death domain receptors; proteolysis. NCBI's taxonomy places the organism in Eukaryota, Metazoa, Chordata, Mammalia, Chiroptera, Vespertilionidae. Bases 1902 to 2546 code for a protein of 214 amino acids. Gene Ontology annotation, molecular function: cysteine-type endopeptidase activity; protein binding. The record is from RefSeq and is a predicted model, not a curated record.